Molecule: messenger RNA, 2158 nt
Organism: Panthera uncia (snow leopard)
Lineage: Eukaryota; Metazoa; Chordata; Mammalia; Carnivora; Felidae
Gene: IRX4
Product: iroquois homeobox 4
Exons: 4
Coding region: 202-1713 (503 amino acids)
Biological process (GO): cell development; neuron differentiation; regulation of transcription by RNA polymerase II
Cellular component (GO): nucleus
Molecular function (GO): DNA-binding transcription factor activity, RNA polymerase II-specific; RNA polymerase II cis-regulatory region sequence-specific DNA binding
Source: RefSeq, a predicted model, not a curated record
CACACACACCCACACUCCCGGGGUGCGUGUGAAAACUCCGGGGCCUGGUAGGGCUGGUCCCCCAGUGGCUCGCGGCAGGAGGGAACGCGCGGCGUGGACGGCAGUACGCCCCGGGCCGUGGGGCAGGGUCCCCUGGGCGGCGCGCCCCCCUCACCCGCGGCGCCGGCGCUUCCUCGCGGCCCCUCUCUCCCCCAGUUCCUGAUGACCACCAACUCCCUGAGCACGUGCUGCGAGUCCGGCGGCCGCACGCUGGCCGACUCGGGGCCCGCCGCCUCGGCCCAGGCGCCCGUCUACUGCCCGGUCUACGAGAGCCGGCUGCUGGCCACCGCGCGCCACGAGCUCAACUCGGCCGCGGCGCUUGGGGUGUACGGGGGCCCGUACGGCGGCUCGCAGGGCUACGGCAACUACGUGACCUACGGCUCCGAGGCGUCCGCCUUCUACUCGCUGAAUGGCUUCGACUCCAAGGACGCGCCGGGAUCUGCGCAUGCGGGCCUCGCGCCUGCUGCGGCCGCCGCCUACUACCCCUACGAGCCGGCGCUGGGCCAGUACCCCUACGACAGGUACGGGACCAUGGACAGCGGCACGCGGCGGAAGAACGCCACGCGCGAGACCACCAGCACGCUCAAGGCCUGGCUGCAGGAGCACCGCAAGAACCCGUACCCCACCAAGGGCGAGAAGAUCAUGCUGGCCAUCAUCACCAAGAUGACCCUCACGCAGGUGUCCACCUGGUUCGCCAACGCGCGCCGGCGCCUCAAGAAGGAGAACAAGAUGACGUGGCCCCCGAGGAACAAAUGCGCGGAUGAGAAGCGACCCUACGCGGAGGGCGAGGAGGAAGAGGGGGGCGAAGAGGAAGCCAGGGAGGAGCCCCUCAAGAGCACCAAGAAUGAAGAGAUGGUGGGCAAAGGGGAGAAGGAUCUAGAACUCACAGACUUGGAGGAUUUCGACCCGCUGGAGGCGGAGCCCCCUGAGUGCGAGCUGAAACCGCCCUUCCAGCCCCUGGACGGCGGUCUGGAGCGCAUCCCCGCCGCGCCUGACGGUCCAAGCGCCCCGGGAAAGGAGGCUUCCGGCACCCUCCGGAUGCCCCUGGCCGCCGGUGGCGCGGCCGCCCUGGACCAGGACCUGGAGAGGGCCAGAAGCUGCCUCCGGAGCGCGGCCGCUGCGCCCGAGCAGCAGCCUGGCGCUGGGGGCGGCUCGCAGGCCUGCGAGGCCAAGCUGGGCUUUGCGCCGGCUGGGGCGACGGCGGGCCUCGAGGCCAAGCCGCGCAUCUGGUCGCUGGCUCACACGGCUACCGCGGCCGCCACAGCCCUGAGCCAGACUGAGUUCCCCUCGUGCAUGCUGAAGCGCCAAGGCUCCGCUGCCCCUGCGGCCGCUUCCUUGGCUCCUGCGUCGUCCUCGCCUGCGGCCCCGGCCCCCACUGGUGCCCUGGACAGGCACCAGGACUCCCCGGUAACCAGUCUCAGAAACUGGGUGGAUGGGGUCUUUCACGACCCUAUCCUCAGGCACAGCACUUUGAACCAGGCCUGGGCCACCGCCAAGGGCGCCCUCCUGGACCCAGGACCGCUGGGACGCUCUCUGGGGGCAGGUGCCAACGUGCUGACGACGCCCCUGGCGCGCGCUUUCCCGCCCGCCGCGCCCCACGACGCCCCGACCGCAGGCUCAGCCAAGGAGCUGCUGGCGGCGCCCAAGGCCGGGGGCAAGCCCUUUUGCGCCUAACGGGCCCCGCCCCGCGCGGAGGAGGAGCAGGCGGGGAGCCGGCCUGCUGCGCGUCGCAGACUCUGUUUCUACGGAGUUUCCAAAGCAGGACGGGAGCGCGUCCAAGUGCAGGCAGCCCACCCGCCGUGGGGGGACCGGCCGGACUCGGCCCUCCCGGCCACAGACCCCGCCUGGACAAGCACUGGUCCGGGCCGUUUCCGACCUCCGCCCCGGGCCCCAGCCGGGUAGGGACGCUCCCAGAGCAGAAGGGAGCCGCCCCGGAGCCUAAAGUUUACGUCCCAAAGUUUACACGGACCAGACAUUUCAGCUCUGAGGCUUAGUUUUGCUGCCUCCUCCCGGGUUUGAGGCAUCCUUGCUCCUUCCGAAGACCCCUCAGCCCGCUGACCCGCGUCGUCCUCAGCACACCUUCCAGCAACCGCACUCCCACCUGUUUACACUGUUGCAC